This is a messenger RNA of Ylistrum balloti, 1464 nucleotides long. RefSeq lists its product as uncharacterized. The record is from RefSeq and is a predicted model, not a curated record. The coding region runs from base 1 to 1464 and encodes 487 amino acids. NCBI's taxonomy places the organism in Eukaryota, Metazoa, Mollusca, Bivalvia, Pectinida, Pectinidae. The transcript has 2 exons.
AUGUUGAGGUGGAAAGUAAAUGUUGUAAAGAAAUCUCAAGAUCGUGUGACAGCUGAUUUCACAUGGAGUACCCAGUCUUUUACUUUACAGGGUAUCAAGGAAAGAUUCAAAUUGCCUUGUGUGGUAAGGUGUUGCUACGAAUCCUGUCCUGUAGAUUGGGAAGAUUUCCACUUUGAUCUCUCUCAACCAUUGUUGCUCCACAGUUUCCGAAGAGUCCAGAAACUGCGAGUCAGAUGUGUCCACAAAAACGCCAGUGGUCAGUCUCAAGAGUUUGGUCCAGUUCUUGUUAUUCCGGAAGACUACGAUGGUUGGUUUUACAUCAUGAAAUCUGAUGAAGCACAGCCAAAAGUGCACAAGACGGUGGCAUCCCUGGCAGGAGGACCAGUUAAAUUCUAUGUGGCCUCCAGCCUCAGCUAUCUGGCUCUCAAUGAAGAACCAGGGAAAAAGAAACCACACACGAUUGACAGUCGACACAUGGAGGCAGGUGAAAUUCUGGAAGGAUCACAAACAGCUGGAACGGCCACUAUCAGAAAGAUGUUGAAAGUAGAUACGGAGAAAAUGCUGAGGGAGAAAUUUCUUAUUUGUAAUGACGAAAAAGAUGAUAAAAUGAUAUUGCCGUUGUCAAAGAAUGGAAAAUUCUAUGAAAUAGCCUGUGAAUCCGAGGGAUUCAUGGAUUCGGAUGGUCUAAGGAGGAUUUCCUAUAUCAUAUCGAAGAAAGACAACUUUCCGUUCAAAAUUCGGCACAUCAUUGGCGAACUUCCAUCGCUGUCUUCUUGUUAUAGGAAUGUGUUACAGUGCCUGGAUGUGAUUGAGGAGGAAACAGUUCUAGCGUCGACGUUAGAUAAAAUGACUAUGAUACCGCUAGAGUUGCAACUUGACUCACCAUUUAAAUUCAAGAUGGGAUUGAAUGAAAGUCAGUUGAGGAAAUCUGACAAUUAUCUCGAGGCUCUUCAUAUGUGUGAAACGGACGGAGAGGCUUACGUUAGAGGUAUUAAAUUGACCUUCACAAUUUCUCCCGCAAGCUCUCUCAUAAGUUCAACUACUUCGAUUGAAAGUGACGGAAGUUUGAUGUCACAGUCCAAGCUCCCAGGGACGCUGGAGAAGGACAGUAUGGAUGUAUCUCUGCGUAAGCAUCGUGCUUUACCCAUGGAAACUUUCGAAGGUUCCGACCCCUCACAGCAAGAACGAGCGUCAUAUGCGGAAACUGCGACGUCCCUAGAUGAUGUUCCAUCAUGUUACGACACCGGAAGUGAAAUCGAAGAGGAAGAUGCUCAGUCAGAAUUCAUGUUCAAAUGGGCGCCACCGGAAAAUGUAAAGCGUUUGUCAUCCAAGAAAAAGACGCUUGAAAAAAUACCCGUACCACCGAAAGUGUUCAACAGUUCUAUCAACAAAAUUAACAGUCCCAAAUCGUCUGUGGAAGAAAACAUACAUGUAGUUUGGAAUGAACAGCCGGAUGUAGUUUGA